CAAGAAACACUCCCUCAUCACGAUUGAAUCAAAAGCAGUGUGUGCAAUGGAGAGGGCAGACCGUUGCCGUUGAACUCAUAUCUAGUACAGUACCUUUUGCUUUCAAAUUAUUUCCAUCAAAGAAGAGAGAGAGAUCAGGAAAAUCAAUCAUCGACGUGGACUACAGUUGAAUGACGGGAGAUUUGGUUCACUUGGCUGUGAUUUCAGUUUGAACAGAAGACCAGGGAGAAUGGCGGAAAAAGAUGCCAAGGAGAUGCCUCAGAGAAGACUAGUACUGAUUGGUGCUCGACGAGACGGGAAAAGUUCAUCUGCCAACACAAUAUUGAGAAAGGAACGGUUCGAAUCUGGGCGAAUUCGAACAGCUCACUCUGAAGCCAGACAUGAAAUAGUCGAAAACCGGAACCUGGUGGUGGUGGUGGACACUCCGGGCUGGAAGUCCUCUACUUCCCUCAGUGAGAUUUCAGAGAGAGACAAGCAACAAUUAAAGCUCUAUGCCUCCAAGUGUCCACCUGGACCACAUGCCUUCCUCCUUGUCAUACCCACCGAUUCCAGCUUCACUCACGAACGGAGAACGGUGGUGCAAGAACACAUGAAGUUGCUGGGGGAUCGGGCAUGGAGAUACACCAUGGUGCUGUUCACCUUUGGAGACUACCUGGGCAAGAGGACCAUUGAGGAGCACAUUGAAAGAGAGGGUGAAGCGCUCACCUGGCUGAUCGAAAAGUGUCAAAACAGAUAUCACGUGUUCAACAACAAGGACAAGAGCAACUCGUCCCAGGUCAUCGAGCUGAUGGAGAAGGUUGACGACAUGGUCAAUGAAAAUGACGACAGCUUCUACAUGCUAGACAACCAGAUGAUUGACACCAUUAGGAAGAAGCAAGAAGAAGUGGCUGAGAAGGCCACACAGAGAUUGAGACGGGUCUCGGAACAAAGACAGAAAAUGAAAAUGGUCCUUUCGGAAAUGGAGCCCAUCCAGACACUUCGUAUUAUUCUCCUGGGCAGCCGCUUUGUUGGGAAAACCUCUGUAAAGGACACCAUCUGUGGAAUCAAAGAACGAGUAAAAGAAACAACAGUGUUUUCAUAUGCCCAGGAGGGCAUCGUGGGCAGGACCAAAAUAACAGUUGUGGAUACUCCGAGUUGGCACAAAGGCUUCUCUGCAUGCGACACACCAGAAAUCAUCAAGGACGAGCUACUGCAUAGCUUGUUGAAGUGCCCCCCUGGUCCCCACGUCUUCUUGCUUGUGAUCGAUGCAGAUGCCUCGUUUAACGCCCAGCACCUGGAAGCAGCCACCACUCAUGUGGAGCUGCUCGGGGCGAGUGUGUGGAAGCACACAAUGGUGGUGUUCACUCGAGGAGACUGGCGGGGCUCACGCAGCAUUGAAGAAUACAUUGAGGGUGAGGGGAAUUCCCUGCAGAGUUUAGUGGAGCGAUGCGGUAACAGAUAUCACGUCCUGGACAACAUGAACGAAGAUGACAGCAGUCAGGUUGACGACCUAUUGGAGAAAAUCACCCUGACUCUGGCAGAGAAUGGGUGGCAACAUUUUAUACCCAAUCAGAAGAUGUUGGACGCCUUGAUGGAGAAAACAAAAAGAGUGGAAAACGCUGCUCGACUGAGAAGUCAAAUGAAGGCAACCAGAGCAACGAAAGGUCCUCCCAAAAAGUUGAAAGAGCUGAGAAUUUUGAUACUUGGUGAAAAGUUGUCAGGAAAGACAACAGUAGCAAAUUGCCUCCUGCGGGGCAAAGUGUUCCCCGCCCAACCGAAUGACAGCUGUAUGGCCAGGCAGGGACAGGUUGCUGGCAUGCAAGUCACAGUGGUCGAUACCCCGGGCUGGUACAGCGAGUCCGAGUGCACUCAGCAACGGGACCGAGAAAUAGUCCGGGGUCUGACCCUGAGCCCUCAGGGGUUCGACGCUGUUCUGAUUGUGAUUUCCUUGGAUUUCAAAUUCGACCAGGACAAUCUGAACGCCCUGCUGGAUCACAUCAAGCUCUUUGGCGACAGCAUCUGGAACCACACAAUGGUUCUGUUCACAAACCAAGACACUUUGGGAGCCAGGUCCCUAGAGGUGUUUAUCGAGAGGGAAGACAGACCACUUCGAUGGUUGGCCGACAAGUGUGGAAACACCUACCACUGUCUGCAUGUCACAGAUCAAACCGACGUUAGUCAGCACUACCGGCUGUUUGAAAAGAUAGAGGGCAUGUCAGCAAAGAAUCAGGGCCGCCUGUUCUGCCCUGACUUGCAAGACGUUGACCUGAGGCUCAAUAAAAAGUGCAAGGAGAGGCUAAGGAAAGCUGUUCAACAUAUGAUAGAGCAGGCUGCCAGAAAACGAGAGCUGAAGCUGUGUCAAGACCUCAAGACCAACCUUGAGAAGCUGCAACAGGACAUUAAGGAGAUUUUUUCCUCUCCAUUGACACUGGCCACAGGUAGCAAAACCAAGAAGAAAACUGUACUGGAAGAUAUCGAGAACCAGAUCCAAGGCCUGAAUGUGAAAAUGAUGACUAUGACUCAACUUCGGAGCAGCAUGGACUUUGGAGUCCCGAGCAUGAGUGGAUCCAUCCAUCCCAUGGAUGAAUGUCUGCAAUGGCUGUCUCAUCUUGACGUUAGCACAAAUCAAGAUUCUACCCUGACCCUCAACUUUUCAGAGUCAUCGGGAUACGAAUCGCAUGUUUCAGAUGGCUGAGCUGCAUCAAUGUCAUCGGCAUACAGGUCGGGGAAAGGCACUGUUCUGCCUGUACCUGCUCGUUGGCCUCAGGUAUAACGAUCAAAUAUGGGGCCACACAUUUCACACACACAAACCUUUCAACACAGCAGUGGAUUUUUUUCCCAAUCAAUUCCAAGAAUCAAACAUAUAUUUUAAUGUACUGCACUGAUAUAGCAAGCAACUACACAUCCUGGCUCAAAAUAGUAUUUAAAAAGUAUUAAGUACACAACAACAUUUUCUCCGGUUUCCUCCCACACCCCAAAAACAUGCAUGGCAUGUUAAUGGAACACCCUAAAUGGUCUCUGGUUGUUAUUGUGGGUGUGAAUAGUUGUUUGUGAAUGGCUGGCAACCAGUUCAGGGUGUCCCCUGACUACUGCGCGAAGACGGCUCGGAUAGGCUCCAGCACGUGCUGGAGCGGAUCAGAAAAUGGAUAGUUGGUGUUUUGUUUGUUUAUUUUGGACUAAUUUUCUGUUAAGCGGCCCUUCAUCACUUUUGAUAUUGAUGAAUGUAUGUGCAUACCAUGAAUUAAAAAAAAAAAUCUGAAUAUCCAACAAUUGAGUUCAAAAGUUAGAAGUGUUACUGACAGGAGCCUGUAUCAUUUGGGAAGUGACCAGAUUUGAUAAAUUCAUAUUUAAAUUUAA
Molecule: messenger RNA, 3336 nt
Organism: Hippocampus zosterae (dwarf seahorse)
Lineage: Eukaryota; Metazoa; Chordata; Actinopteri; Syngnathiformes; Syngnathidae
Product: GTPase IMAP family member 8-like
Exons: 6
Coding region: 230-2674 (814 amino acids)
Molecular function (GO): GTP binding
Source: RefSeq, a predicted model, not a curated record